AUGGAUGAGGAGGAAUUUGGCAGUUGUAUAAUUGACAAUGAACUCCUCAUCCAGAUGGUGGAGGACAGACCACCACUGUGGGACCACACGGACCGCCGCCAUGCUGACCAUCAUGCUACCCGGCUCCUCUGGCUUGAGAUAUGCAAAGUUUUAGUGCCUAAUUGGGACGACCUCAAUGAGAGUCAACGGGAGGAGUGCCGGACUACAAUCCUGGUGCGGUGGCGGUCAAUGAGGGACCGCUAUAAGAAGGACUACAACGAGGAGGUCAAGCGCCCGAGUGGUUCAAGAGAAAGCCAAAAGCGGCCGUACCGGUAUGCGGCCGCAUUAGGUUUUCUUCAUAGAACCCUACAGCUGCGAAGCACAUUUAGCAGUACUCGGGCGCACCAAGCUCCUCGUGAAGUCCUUCCAGAGGCCGGAGCACAAGAGGCGGUCCCCGAAGAGCCGUCCACCGCGGGUCCCUCACGUCCUACUCCAACAGCUGGUCGGGACCUCAAUGUUCCCCUACCUAUGCCCUCUGGCGACUCAACAAUGGCCACAAUGGCACCACUUUUUGAGGCAUUGAUGCGUCGCCACAGGACCGGUAGGAGCCGUCAGGCGGACUACGAGGAUCUCAAAAGGCUCGUUUACGAGUCCUUGAUGGGAUAUACCAAUAGAAUUGCCGCUUUGGAGGAACAACGAUGGGAGAUUACUUUAGUGUAUGUAGGAAAGGUCUUUAAAAAUGUCCAAUCGCCAGUGGAGCGACACAGCACCUAUGCUGUUGGGAAACUGACAAAUGUCUCAAUAUUUUUCAGCAAUUUCUUUCCAAUGCUGUCUAGUUGA
This is a messenger RNA of Bufo bufo (common toad), 819 nucleotides long. RefSeq lists its product as uncharacterized. The transcript has 5 exons. Gene Ontology annotation, cellular component: transcription regulator complex; nucleus. The coding region runs from base 1 to 819 and encodes 272 amino acids. NCBI's taxonomy places the organism in Eukaryota, Metazoa, Chordata, Amphibia, Anura, Bufonidae. The record is from RefSeq and is a predicted model, not a curated record. Gene Ontology annotation, biological process: regulation of transcription by RNA polymerase II.